Athalia rosae (coleseed sawfly) is the source of this 4606-nucleotide messenger RNA. Its product is annotated as anillin. Bases 117 to 3968 code for a protein of 1283 amino acids. The record is from RefSeq and is a predicted model, not a curated record. The transcript is spliced from 19 exons. Gene Ontology annotation, cellular component: actomyosin contractile ring. Lineage: Eukaryota; Metazoa; Arthropoda; Insecta; Hymenoptera; Athaliidae. Gene Ontology annotation, biological process: mitotic cytokinesis; actomyosin contractile ring assembly; septin ring organization.
AUUAUAUUAGAGUAACCUUCUGUUCCAAGUAAUAGACAAGGGUCUACGGCUUCACAUAAAACUAGUGGCCGGGCCACGCUGGUGUGAAAAGUAAUAUUUCUAAGAAAAAUUAAACAAUGGAUCCUUUUACUCAGCGUAUGUUGGAACGUGCGAGAGCAAGGAGGGAAAAAUUGGACACACAAUUAUCAAAUGCUGGUCAUGAUCCCAAAAGGAGAAGAAGCCCAUUGAAAGAUGCUAAUACGAUUUUGUCACAAGCUCCAGCAUUAGAAAAUGACAUGGUGGUGAAAUCACCGGUUAAAGAGUCUCCAGCAAAAUCCCCACGUAAAACAUCGCCGACAAAAACUCCAAAUCAAGAAAGCAAAACAGCCAACAAAGAAAAUGGUGAGAGUCAAAUAUCCAAUGUGAGAUCCAAGCUGCAAAGACUGGGCAAGUUAUACUCUGAGGACAGCAGCCGAGAGUUGAGUUCACCAAUUCACAGAACGGAAGAAAGAUUUGCCAUCGAAGAGGAGCCUGUUGGUCAAAAACCUGCAAAGCCAGGCGCUAGAUUAGGCAGACUCGCUGCAUUGGCUUCAACAAUAAAUAAUUGGGAAGACGAUCUCUCUCACCCAACAUUGACCAAACAUACGGAAAGCAGAGCAUCAAAAGUGCAUGCCAAAUUCAAUGAGCAAGCUCGAAACGGAUCUGAUCCCCAGCCCGGUACUAGUGGAUUGUCUAAGCAGCCAAGCACAAGCGCACUAACUAAACAAGCAAGUACCAGUGGAUUAUCCAAGCAGCCAAGUACCAGCGGAUUGUCCAAGCAACUCAGUACCGGCAUAACAUCGAAGCUACCAAGCACCAGCGAUAUGUCCAAACUAUCUGGUGCAAGUAGUAAUUCCAAAUCGGCUGGUUCAAAUACCACCUCGGGCAAUACUCCGACUAGUCGAAAUAAGGGAAGUCCAACCAAGCAGCUGAAGUGGGACCAAGCGAUGCUUGAAACACUGGAGGCUCAAGGUUUUACUCGUACUACCAGCAAUUCUCGCCUUGUGUAUGACUAUAAGGGUUGUUCCCAGGAAUCCAAUUCAGAUUCGGCGAAAUCACCAGCCCGGUGCAAGUCAGAUAACAACGGUUUAGAGGAUUUGGAUAUUACGUCACUACCUAGAGUGAUAUCUUCUACUUCGAAGUUUGGUGGAACUAUGAUAGAAGCAAAAGCAAGCAAUGAUAAGAAUGCUUCUUCUAGAAGUCCAAUGAAAACCUCGCAUGCUAGCAUUAAUAAGAGUCAUAAGACACCAGAAAAACAAGCACAAAGUAUAAGUUCCAGCACUAGUAGUGACAAUUCCCCUAUCCCGAAUACUUCAAUAACGUCAAAAUUUGGCAAUUCUUCACCUAAAAGCCCGGUUCAGUCGCCAGGUUCAGUACUGAGUAAGGCUUCCAUGUUCGAGUCUAAAGUUACGGAACCCAAGAAGAAGGAUCCAGCCGAAAUGACCCUUUCUGAAAGAAUGGCUCUGUUUGAACGAAACAAAGGAGGAGCCCCCUUAAUUCCUAAGGCUCCACUCUCAAUGUCUGUUUCUAAAAAACAGUUAGAAGAGAAAGAAGUGCCCAAGACUCAAAAUGUCGCUGAGGAUCACUGCAUUGCACAGUCAUCCAACAGAGCCGAUGUCUCGAAUAAGAAAGUGAUCGCUCAGCGUGCUUUGUUUGAAAAUGGAGCCCAGGCUCACGAAUUGGAAAAUGAUAUUUUACGAAACUGUCAAAAUGAGAGACAGAGAGAACUAGAAAUGUUGAGAUCAAGAUUUAACCGAAAUAAGGAAAUGGCGCAAGUUGCCGCUGGCUCCUGCAUUAGGACCAGUGAAAGUAGUGACGGCAAAUCUAAUUCUCCUAAAAACUCGCCAGUUUGUCCAGUGAAGCCGAUACCCGCUCCGGAAUCAAUACCUCCGCCCCCUCCACCGCCACUUGGAAAUUUGCAGGACAAUAUUUCGAGUAGCAGUGCUCAGAUAGCGAUUAAAUCAUCACCUGUAAAAAGACAGGUGGCAAAGAGUCCACCGAAGCUACAGCAAAGCAGAGUUCAGUCAGACGUCAAACGAAUUCGAGUGGCUGCCCCUAAGCCUGGGAAUCUUUAUCCCAAUCUAUCCGACAUUGAGCUAACGGAGACUGAUACGGAAAUAGACACGGAAUACACCGUUGGUGAUACGGAAGCGGAAACUGCAACGCUCGAUGAAAAAACCGAAACUGAAACGGAAACUGAGGCGGAAUAUUACGUGCGGGAUGACACAGAAUAUGACAGCACCGAAGAAAGUGAAGACAUCGGUAACACCAGCCUUGGUAGGAGUAUACUUCGAGUCGUCGGACAGCAAUCUACACUGAACAAGAAGCGAGCAAUAGAUCCCGAUCCAGACAGCACUACGUCCGAUAUCUCUGUUCUGGAUGAAAUGGACGAAUAUUUAGACGAGUGCCUUGCUCUCCAAGAUGAGCAGAAUGAAGGUAUGGGAUCCGAGGGGCCAACUCCACCCAAACUAAAUCGAGGUGGGAAGAGCCCGUCGGCUACAUCUCAUAGCUUCAAAUACAGUCAAGGACAAUCCUAUCGAUCUCCUAUUAAGAUCACUACCCCUGCAUCUUCUCCACGAAAAGCCGAUCAGUACGUAGUUGAAGGCGAUUCUCACUUACCACUGAUGCAUAGCGUUAGUUUCUACAGAAGACAACAAUCUCAGACACCCAAGACUCCGGUGCGUCAAGUAACUCGAAUUCCUGAACCGGAACUCACCAUGCAUUCCUCCUCGCAAUCUGACGAUAGAGAUGAGCGCGUGCUUGUUCAGGAGAAGAUAAAGCGUCUAUUGGAAGAGGUGUGCACGCAGCAGACGGUCAUAAGCCAGGCAAGUCAGGCUUUGAACUUGUGCAAUGCCACGGUGGAGUUCAGCGACUCUAGGGAACAAGUGGAAGGAGAAAGAUUACUGCUAGUUGCCACCCACAGACGGCAAGCUGCUCUCAAUGAAGUUCAGAGGUUGAAGGUGGAAGGGACGCUACGUCCAGUCGUUCCUGGCGCCCCAGAGCUGCAAGAGAGUGGAUCGUUGACUAUAUCUGCCAUAACUUUUCCCAUGAAGCACAAUUAUUACCGUAAUAUGGACUCAGAGAACUGUUAUCAUUUUGUCUGCCUGGUACGUCAUUUGGAUCACAUCGUCGCGACUCCUGUAGUAGUUGCUGAACCGGGUGACUCUUGCAUUCGCUUUCCCUCGACUUUAAAGCUCCACGAUCUUUACAGUGAUUUCAAAAUCACUCUGGAGAUUUAUUCGUUACAGACCAGAGCGGAGGUGCUUCCUCAUGAGAUCAAAUAUCACAUUCACAAUAGCAAGAAGUCAUCCACAAAAACACCUAAAAAGUUUGCGAAACAAGAGAGCCGUCUGGUAAUGCCUUCGGUACAAAGUCCUGCGGGUCCAUCGGCCGUACGCUCGCCAUCCUUCAAUCUCACCGGAUACGUCAUAUUUAGUCUCAGAGAGGUGCAACGGCAGCAAUGGACUCUCAACAAGGUGCCACAGUCGUCUCCGUUGGAAGGACGAUUGCAGAUGCACGUGUCUUGCGAACUGUCAGUUUCCGUGGAACAUCAUGGCUUUUUGACAAUGUUCGAGGAUAUUUCAGGAUUCGGUGCAUGGCACAGAAGAUGGUGCCUGCUGAAAGGCUCCUCAUUAUCUUACUGGAAGUACCCUGACGAUGAGCGAAAAAAAACACCAAUCGGAAGUCUCGAUUUACAAGGUGUUUCAACGAUGAACGUUGGCCUAGUGUCCCGAGAUAUUUGCGCUCGUCCUCAUACAUUCCUACUCGAAACUACCAGGCGCGCCGAACCAGGCGACUCUGAUACUUUGGUAAUGAUAAGGAUGGGCUCUGAGACAACAAUAAGACAUUUGUUGUCAGCAGAUACAAAAGAAGAACGAUUAGAAUGGUGUUCGAAAUUGAAUAAAACAUUGAGCUUAAUGCGCGCCUGGGGCGGUACUUCCACUUCGUAAUAAAUAUUUGGAGCAUCAAACCAAUGUCGGCUCUCGGUCGACGACUCGUCUAAUGAGGUACGAUGAAUAGAUUUUCGAAAUUAUCGGAGCGUCGCUAUAGGACAGGUUAUUGUAAAUAUUGGAUUAUGACGAUUGGAACAAUAGAAUUAAGAAUUUUGAGAGCUCGAAUGGUCAGGCUCGUGAUUAAUGAAGAAUAACAAGAAGAUAAUUUUUUGUCCGCAAUACGCCGAUUUGAAUAUUGUACCUCAAAUUGGCGUACACGAUCUCGUUUGCGUCGUUCUAUGAAAGUUAGAGGAUAUGUACUAUACAUCUCAGCCUUGAUAUUGGACGCAUUUUUUAGUCGAGAAAAAAUCUAUCGGCAAUCAUGUUAUACGUUCGUAAAACGUGUAUGACAUGAUGCGUGCGAAGAGCGUAUCGCUGCAGAAUAAUUGAUAGCUUCGUUUCACCUCGUGGAAUGAACUACGAUAUUCGGAAUAUGCGAAUCUCUGCUCGUACCAUAGUCACGACUGAUAUCCAUGUGUCCAGACGAUGCGGCUGUGGCACAGCGGUAGUGAAAAUUCAAACUAUUUUUGAAUAACGAAAUCACCCGACUUACAUAAAUGCGUAUAUUUGAAGGGACCAACCACAUAAUAUAAUCU